This is a messenger RNA of Wyeomyia smithii (pitcher-plant mosquito), 2187 nucleotides long. RefSeq lists its product as uncharacterized. Lineage: Eukaryota; Metazoa; Arthropoda; Insecta; Diptera; Culicidae. The transcript is spliced from 2 exons. The record is from RefSeq and is a predicted model, not a curated record. Bases 83 to 814 code for a protein of 243 amino acids.
UAAAAUAGAGCAUCAGAACCAAUCUAGCAGUGCUUAAAGUUGUGAUUAGAAGUGAAGUGCCCGAUUAACCGUAAUCGUCAAAAUGAAAUCGUUCGUGUGCUUUGCCCUGAUUGUAAGCCUCAUUGCCUCUGUCAGCUGUGCACCGCAGUUCGGCUUUGGAGCUUCCGGAUCGGCGGCCAACGCCGGUGCCCAGUCAUUCAAUCAGGGCGGUUUCGGUGGCUUCGGGGGAAUGUCCGGAUCGGCGGCCAAUGCUGGAUCACAAUCGUUCAACCAGGGCGGUUUCGGUGGCGGAUUUGGCGGAUCGGCUGCCAACGCCGGAGCACAGAGCUUCAGCCAGGGAGGUGGCUUCGGACCGUUCGGAUUCGGAGGCGGCAUGAGUGGAUCGGCUGCCAACGCCGGAUCGCAGACAUUCAGCAGCGGUUAUAACCGAUUAACCGUAAUCGUCAAAAUGAAAUCGUACGUGUGCUUUGCCCUGAUUGUGAGCCUCAUUGCCUCUGCUAGCUGUGCACCGCAGUUCGGCGGUUUUGGAGCUUCCGGAUCGGCGGCCAACGCCGGUGCUCAAUCGUUUAAUCAGGGCGGCGGUGGCUUUGGAGGCUUCGGAGGAAUGUCCGGAUCGGCGGCUAACGCUGGAUCCCAAUCGUUCACCCAGGGUGGUGGCGGCUUUGGACCACACGGAUUCGGUGGCGGAAUGAGCGGAUCAGCAGCCAGCGCCGGAGCACAAAGCUUUAACCAGGGAGGCUUUGGACCACACGGAUUCGGUGGAAUGAGCGGAUCGGCUGCUAACGCCGGAUCGCAAACAUUUAGCAGCGGUUAGUGGACUGUUGGGUAACCUGCUGUCUGUUAGAGGUCGAGUCUGAUUAAGGUCAGUUGAUUUACUUUGACUGUACAAUAAUUAAAAUAAUGAAAAGAAGAUUGUCGAAUUUUAAGAUUUGAUUCUUAUUGAUGUUGACCUAGAAAGAAGAAAUUACGAAAUUGUCUGUUACGCUAACCGACUAUUAACCCUUCCCAACCGAGCCACAUAACUGUGCCUCUCUCAUUGGUUGUUACAUUCAUCUUUUUAUUACUUACAACGCUAGUGUCGACAUCGCAGCUACUAUGAAAAAUAAAAUCUGUAGUGAACAAGUGUAUUUAUAUGGAAAUUACUUCAAUUAAGUUUUGAUUUACGUUUUUACCUACACAAUUGUGUGAGGUCGGUCGGAAAGGGUUAAAUAUUGAUGAUUCUUUGACGUUGAAACAUCAAAAGAUUCAUCUUCAAGCUUCGCUGUUCCAAUUGUAAAUUAAUGUGAAUUUGCAUAAAUGAAUGAUGUAAUCUUUGAUGCCUACCGUAUUUGAUAAUAUUUUCUUUUGAGCAUGCAUUUACUUACCUUCAAAAACCGCUAGCUUCGUUACAUUGAAGGUGGCAAAUAACUCGGGCGGUUUUAACACUUACGAAUAAUGAGAGCUACGAGAAAAAUUGAUAAAAAAAAAUAACGAAAUUCAACUCCUAGCUGAAUAAAAAUGGCAAUUUAACACCGAUAACACUCGUCUGCCAGGAAAACCGCCAAGAAGAGUAGCAACAACAGGACGAGAACUCACACACAUGAACACAGUUUUCGUUCGGCCCGGUAUAAAAGAUUGCCCAUUUCCAACCUAGAGCAUCAAAACCAAUUCAGCAGUGCUAAAAGUUGUGAUUUGAAGUGAAGUAACCAAUUAACCGUAAUCGUCAAAAUGAAAUCGUACGUGUGCUUUGCCCUGAUUGUGAGCCUGAUUGCCUCUGCUAGCUGUGCGCCGCAGUUCGGCGGUUUUGGAGCUUCCGGAUCGGCGGCCAACGCCGGUGCCCAAUCGUUUAAUCAGGGCGGCGGUGGCUUUGGAGGCUUCGGGGGAAUGUCCGGAUCAGCGGCCAGCGCCGGAUCGCAGUCGUUUACUCAGGGUGGCGGCUUUGGGCCACACGGAUUCGGUGGCGGAAUGAGCGGAUCGGCUGCCAACGCUGGAGCACAGAGCUUCAAUCAGGGAGGUGGCUUCGGACCGCACGGAUUCGGAGGCGGAAUGAGCGGAUCAGCUGCUAACGCCGGAUCGCAAACAUUCAGCAGCGGUUAGUGGAAACUGGUAACCUGCUGUCUGUUAGAGGUCGAGUCUGAUUAAAACCAGUUGAUUUACUUUGACUGUACAAAGAAUGAAAUAAAAAAAGUAGAUUGUCGAAUUUCAAAA